AUGGUGAUGGUGAUGAUGAUGCAACAUUUUCCUGAAGCCAACAACUCGGUGACAAAUUUUCAACCACAAGAGUUCUCUGAAUCAACCAUCACACACAAUAAUAACACCACAUCAUUGCCACUAGCAAAUUCAAUUAAUAACACUCCAAGUUCCAUACCAUGGUCAUCAUUCACACAACACUCACCAUCAACCACAACCUCUUUCUCUAACAUUACCCCUAAUUCAUUAACCACUGAGAAACCCAACUUGAUGAGGGAAAUGAUAUUCAGAAUAGCAGCUAUGCAACCGAUAAAGAUAGAACCUGAGUGGGUGAAGGCACCAAAGAGAAGGAACGUGAAGAUUUCUAAGGAUCCUCAAAGUGUGGCUGCACGACACAGAAGAGAAAGGAUCAGUGAGAGGAUAAGGAUAUUGCAGAGAUUGGUCCCUGGAGGAACCAAAAUGGACACUGCUUCUAUGUUGGAUGAAGCAAUUCACUACCUUAAAUUUCUCAAAACCCAGGUUCAGUCACUUGAACGUGUCGCUGCUACUAAUACUGGGCUUGGAUUCCCUGUGUCAUUUUUGUCUAGUGGGAGUACUGUAACUACUUCCACUGCCACCAAUUAUGAAGGUUCUCGUGUUCAAAGUGUUGAGUAUUUCAGUGAUGCGUUAUGA
This is a messenger RNA of Abrus precatorius (Indian licorice), 651 nucleotides long. RefSeq names its product transcription factor HEC2-like. Gene Ontology annotation, biological process: regulation of DNA-templated transcription. Lineage: Eukaryota; Viridiplantae; Streptophyta; Magnoliopsida; Fabales; Fabaceae. The transcript has a single exon. Gene Ontology annotation, molecular function: DNA-binding transcription factor activity; protein dimerization activity. The coding region runs from base 1 to 651 and encodes 216 amino acids. The record is from RefSeq and is a predicted model, not a curated record.